Molecule: messenger RNA, 1933 nt
Organism: Anguilla anguilla (European eel)
Lineage: Eukaryota; Metazoa; Chordata; Actinopteri; Anguilliformes; Anguillidae
Product: cytochrome P450 2F2-like
Exons: 9
Coding region: 1-1461 (486 amino acids)
Biological process (GO): xenobiotic metabolic process
Cellular component (GO): cytoplasm; intracellular membrane-bounded organelle
Molecular function (GO): oxidoreductase activity, acting on paired donors, with incorporation or reduction of molecular oxygen, reduced flavin or flavoprotein as one donor, and incorporation of one atom of oxygen; heme binding; iron ion binding
Source: RefSeq, a predicted model, not a curated record
AUGCUGGGCUCCCUAAUUCUCCUGUGGAUGAUCUUCAUCCUCCUCUUCUUUCUCUUCAGAAAUCAGAGGCCCAAAAACUUCCCCCCUGGACCUCCGCUCAUCCCGUUCUUCGGAAGCCUGCCUUAUCUGGACCUUGUCAAUCCUCUCAAUGACCUCAGGACGCUGUCGGAGCGCUAUGGGAAGAUCUACAGUAUCUACUUCGGGAGCCACAAAGCUGUGGUGCUGAAUGGGAUGCAGGCGAUCAAGGAAGGGCUGGUCACUCACUCAGCGGAAAAUUCUGGAAGACCUACAGGCUUUAUGAUAAACGAUAUAACAGAGGGGAAAGGCGUCAUCCUGAAUUACGGGCCAGUGUGGAAGAUGCACCGGCGAUUCGCCCUAAUGACUCUGCGGAACUUUGGCAUGGGAAAACAUUCUAUGGAGGCCAGGAUUCUGAGAGAGACUUCCUACCUCACCUCAUAUCUGGAAAAGAAUGCUGGCAAAAUAGACCCCCAGAUCCUUUUCCAGAAAGCCACAUCCAACAUCAUUUGCUCCAUCCUGUAUGGGACUAGAUACGACUACGAGGACAAGUUUCUAGAGCUAAUCGUCUGCUGCAUCACUCGGAACAACAAGAUCUUCAACAGUUGUUGGGCCAUGAUCUAUGAUUCAUUACCCCUGCUGAGGUUCCUGCCCCUGCCCUGCCUGAAGGCCUAUGAGAACUACAAAAUCCUAAAAGAAGCUACAGCAGCCCAGGUGUCCCAACACAAGAAGUCCUGGGUGCAGGGAAAGCCCCGGGACAUUGUUGACUGCUACCUUGAUGAAAUUGAAAAGAGGAAAGACGAUGGCUUCUCCUUCAAUGAAAGCCAGCAGUUAAUUUUUCUGCUGGACCUCCACAUGGCUGGAACAGACACCACUGCCAGCACACUCCUCACAACCUUUCUGUACCUCAUGACUCACCCAGAUGUUCAGGAGAGGUGUCAGAAGGAGAUCGACGAGGUGCUUGGGGAGAAGGAGCAGACCUCUUUCGAGGAUAGACUCAUGAUGCCCUACACACAGGCCAUGAUCCACGAGGCUCAGCGAGUCGCCAAUACCUUGCCGCUCAGCAUCUUCCACGCCGCCACUGAAGACACGCGGCUGAUGGGCUACGAUAUCCCCAAGGGCACCCUCAUUAUCCCCAACCUCACCUCUGUGCUGAGUGAGGAAACCCAGUGGAAGUUUCCCCACGACUUCAACCCCUCUAACUUCCUAAACGAUGAGGGAGAAUUUGUGAAGCCAGAGGCCUUCAUCCCCUUCUCUGCAGGGCCUCGGUUGUGUCCUGGAGAGGGUCUCGCACGCAUGGAGCUCUUCCUGAUUCUGGUGACGCUGCUACGCCGCUUCGAGUUCAUCUGGCCUAAGGACGCCGGGGUACCUGACUACACCCUCACUUUUGGAGCUACCCAGACACCCAAACCCUUCAGAAUGGAUGUCAGACUGAGGGCAAACUAGUGAAAUGGAACAAUGUAAUGUUUCUGAACAAAUCAUUUGGAUAGCUACUAUAAACAGCAAAUUUCUAAUUAGGACUGACAGCAUGUUGUAGUGAUUAUGGAACUAAUUUGCUCUGAUUCAAAUAAUAGUGUACACAAUGAGCAGAACAGAAGUGUAUGAAAGGCUUUUCCAAAGCUUAUGAAAGGGGCCCCCCAUGGUUAAAUGUUAGGUCUGAUUCCACAUACUAUUAUAUUAUAUUUCAACAUAAAUGCCUGCUUCAUAUGCCAAUAAUAUCUUUAAUGUCUACUACUGAUAUUCACUGUUGCUCAACAAUCAUACAUUUCUAUGCCAUUAUGGCCACACUUGCCACUAUUAUGACUGCUGCUGCAUGCUAAUGAAUCUUUUGUUUUGGUUUUUACUUAUUUGGUAAUUUAUCCUUUGUUUUCUUCGUUUCUGUGUUACGUUUGCACUAAUAAAAUGAAAACAAUAUAUU